Loa loa (African eye worm) is the source of this 1849-nucleotide messenger RNA. RefSeq lists its product as hypothetical. The coding region runs from base 120 to 1499 and encodes 459 amino acids. Gene Ontology annotation, molecular function: transcription coregulator activity. The transcript is spliced from 7 exons. Lineage: Eukaryota; Metazoa; Nematoda; Chromadorea; Rhabditida; Onchocercidae. Gene Ontology annotation, cellular component: core mediator complex; mediator complex. Gene Ontology annotation, biological process: positive regulation of gene expression; regulation of transcription by RNA polymerase II. The record is from RefSeq and is a predicted model, not a curated record.
CUAAAACAAGGAAGUGGUUGGGUAACCUGUUGCGUUGCCUGGGAUUACCAACGGAGGGACAUGUUUUUUUUCAACACUAAAGAGUAUAACGAGAAGGCGACGGGAGAAAAGGAUGAAAGAUGAUGUGCAACUGCUUGCAGGGCGACACAGAGCAGGCCACGGAUGUGAUCAUCAAAUUGGAGAAGUCCAAUUUGACGAAGGAAUUACUCGAGAUGACGAGGGUUGGUGCUGUAGUGAAUGACAUCCGGAAAAAAGUAGCACAAUCAGCACCUGAACUAUCGAAACGAUGUCGAACGUUGAUCAAAUGUUGGCAGAAAUUGGCCGAACCGAGGCCUACGUCUAGUGAUUCUUCCUCCACCAAUGGUACUCCCAGCUAUGCUUCUCCGGUGAUCAGGAAGGGUCUCACGCCGGGCACACCUGCAAGGGGUCCGCGAGUUAUUUGUGGUGGCAACUUACGCCUUACACCUGCUGGAAACUCUCGUUUGACACCUCUGAGCAGUUCAGUUCUUACGCCAUCUGCCAGUUCUGGUUCACGGAGUACUGUUGCUUCACCAACAGUUUCAAAUGGACGCACGGUUACUCUUUACCAAAGAUCUGGGCAGGCAAUGCCAGGGAAUUCUACAGAAUUUGGAACUAUUCGAAAAUCACAUACGAUUGGUGCUGACCUUGCAAUAAAAGCAGUCGAAAGUUCACUAUUACCAAGUGGAGAAAUUGUUCGAAAUGGGAAGAGAAAAGGUGGAAGUAUUGCAACCUCCGACAUAGGUAUUACAAACGGGUUGAGUGCUACGAAGCGUCUGCACUACAGUUCUGCCUCGGUCUCUCCAGCAAUACCACAUCAGUCAUUGCUUGCGGCCCGACGUGCUGAUGUGAAGUCGACAAGUGAAUUGGUUGCACAGUUAACGGAGAAUUUGCCAGGCUACUUGGCAAUAAACAUAUCACAAAGUCAAUAUCCUACCGGAAAUGAACAUGGCGAUAACGAGGGACAGGCAAAUGUGGACACGGGUCAAACAUCUCGAACACCCAUUCUCUUCAGUCUUCAGACAGAAGCUUCCAAGAAGAAGGAAAAACGUGUUCGUUCUAAAAAAGAUAAAGAGAAGGAGGGACGGAUAAAAGACCAGUUUAUCGCAGACGAGAAAGUGGUGGCGGUGGGCAGUGGAAAAUCGACAGUAGGAAAUGCAGAACCGGUGACAUGCAGUAUACCAAAUAGACCAAAUAGCAGUCCUUCUACUAGUAAGAUGGUUGUGCCGACGCGUAACGGAAAAUACGAUUGGUAUGCAAUGCUUCCAAGUUUGGAAACAUUGCGCAAUCGUGAGCAUUUCCGCUCCAAACCGUCCAGCAGUCAGCGAAAAUCAUACAUCAUGAAUGUAUUGGGUAGGGAGGUAUUGGCCUUGCCGUAUAUUGAUGUUGGCUUGCCAGAUUUUUUGGAGUAUCAAUAUCCAAAACCUGAAAGGUUUUAUGCAGAAGAAAAUUUCACGUACGGUGCUCCGCGACCAAAUUGAUUUUCGCAUGAGUUUUUUAUUCAUCUGAAUUAAUUAGGCAAAAACAGCGUUCUCCGUGUCGUAAAUCCAGUCAUCAGUAAAAUCCAGUCCUUAUCACAAUCGUAUUUUAUGUUGUUCAUUACUGUAGCUAUUUUCUCUCACUAAGUUAUUGAUCUCAUAAAUUUUUUUCUUUUUUGAAGUUUAAUUAGCAGUUGCUUUAGGGUUCAUCGCACUUCUGGUUUUCUAUGCGGCAGUGCAAUUAGAUGCAGAAAAGGCACUCAGUUAUUGUUUCUAAGAAUUUUCAUGAGCUCAUUAGCAAAUUCUUUGCGUUUAUUAUGAAAGCAUCUUCAAAAUGUUGCGCUUGCAAGAUA